Arachis duranensis is the source of this 1710-nucleotide messenger RNA. Its product is annotated as pentatricopeptide repeat-containing protein At5g48910-like. Lineage: Eukaryota; Viridiplantae; Streptophyta; Magnoliopsida; Fabales; Fabaceae. The transcript has 3 exons. Gene Ontology annotation, molecular function: RNA binding; protein binding; zinc ion binding. The record is from RefSeq and is a predicted model, not a curated record. Bases 1 to 885 code for a protein of 294 amino acids. Gene Ontology annotation, biological process: RNA modification.
AUGCAUGGUAAAGCCAAGGACGUGUUUGAUUUUUUUGCGAGGAUGGAAAGAAGUGGCAUAUCCCCUAGUGAUGUAACAUACAUAGCCAUCUUGAGUGCUUGUAGCCAUGCAGGGUUAGUAGACAAGGGUAGAUCAUAUUUCAAUCAUAUGGUUAAUGUGGGGUUUGUGCCUCGGAUAGAGCACUAUGGAUGCAUGGUUGAUCUCUUGGGACGUGUUGGAUAUCUAGAAGAAGCCAAAGAACUUAUAUUGAACAUGCCAAUAAAAUCAGAUGAUGUCAUAUGGAAGGCAUUGCUUGGUGCUUGUAAGGUACAUAAGAAUGUUGAAAUUGGAAGGCGUGCAGCAGAGGUUUUAAUGCAACUGGCUCCACACGAUAGUGGGGCAUAUGUGGCUAUCUCGAACAUAUAUGCCUCAUCUGGUGAUUGGGAUGCAGUUGCAGAGGUGAGGUUGAUGAUGAAAGACUUGGACAUAAGGAAAGACCCUGGAUGCAGUUGGAUCGAGAUUGAUGGUGUUAUUCAUGAGUUUCUUGUUGAAGAUGUUUCCCAUCCUAGUGCCAAAGAAAUACACUCAAUGUUGGAGGAAAUUUCGAACAAAUUAAAUUUUGAAGGUUAUAGGCCAGAUACCACACAAGUUUUGCUUAAGAUGGACGAGACACAUAAAGAAAGUGUGCUGCAUUACCACAGUGAGAAGAUUGCAGUUGCCUUUGGCUUAAUUAGUACAACACCAAAGACCCCACUUCAGAUUGUGAAAAACUUGCGAAUUUGUGAAGAUUGUCAUUCCUCCAUGAAAUUAAUAUCAAAGAUUUACAAUCGCAAGAUAACUAUCAGGGACAGGAAGCGGUUUCACCAUUUUGAGCAUGGUUCAUGUUCUUGUAUGGACUACUGGUAGUUGGUCAUUCUAUGGUGACUGCAACUAUAGGUUUUCGAUUGUUCUAACUGUUACUAACCUCCUUUGAGUGUCUUUGAAAAGCAAAGCCUUUGUAUUGGUGAGUAUAGUUGCUAGAAUUUGUACAUCAAAAAAUCCUUUUUAUUGUCCAUAAAGUAGAUGCCUUUUGCACAUAACUUGCUCAGACUGAUGUAAUCUCAAAUAUAUAAACCUCCCAAGUACUAGAGUUACUUUUUGUUUUUCAAAAUUUAGUUGGCAUUUACUGUAUAAAAUUUUUCUUAAGUUACAUGUAAACAAAUGAUCAUUACGGUCAUGUGAAUGUGCCUUAAAAGUGACUUUGAGAGAACUUUUGUCAUAACUGAGCUGUUUUCAAGUACAUUCUUUUGCAGAGAUUAAUAAUUUUGGAGGAGAGGUUUUCCAAUCAGCAUCGAAGGUAAUUUCCUUAGAACCGCUUUUGAGAGGGGAACACACCUCAAGGUUCCCAUCCAAGCUGCAGCUCUACCAUUUUUGUCACACCGGUAGUCUGUAGCUCCAAUCACUGCUCAUGCAUAAUGUUCCUUCUUCAUAAAACACUGAAACAAACACCUUCCCUUGAUGAAAUGCCAAACCAUCUUACUCACUCCAUUACUUAAACUAUUCCAUCCAUAAGAUAAAUCCUAAUACCUUAGUAUUAUGGCUGCUUGCACAACCCUUAUCAUGGCUCACUUCAACCAAGUUCCAUUGGCUGCUGGAGAUUCCAUUGCCAUUUUCUCUUCAUUGAAUAUAAGAGCCGCUAUUUUGUGAGUCCCUCUUUAUCUUUCGUUCCUUUCUCCCCUCCCCUUUCUUUUG